This is a messenger RNA of Rotaria sordida, 1869 nucleotides long. The record is from the annotation of a GenBank genome assembly. Lineage: Eukaryota; Metazoa; Rotifera; Eurotatoria; Philodinida; Philodinidae.
AUGGCUGAUGAUGAAGAAAAUGAUCCAACAGCACCAUUUAAUGAAUUAGAAGCAUUUGAUUCUUUAUGGCAAGCUUUAACAUGGAAACAAAUUAGAAAACGUAUUCCAAUAUGUGCAAGAAAAACAGCUCAGAAUCGAUACUUUUUUGCUAAUAUUGUUUAUCUUAUCUAUGCUAUUGGUAUUCUUCUUGUCGAUUUUGCACCAGCAAUCAAUGGUGGAGCAGGAGCACCUGAAGAACCGGGCCCCUGUGACAAUAUGACUGUCGACAAUAGCACCAAAGAAGAAGGAGGGGUAGACUAUACAGUUAUAGUCAAUAAUAUGUAUAUUGGCUUAGGAGUACUACAUGUUGUUUCUGCUGCAUUGUAUUGGUGGGCAUGGAGAGAUCAUCGUUGGAAUGAUGUUAUUAUGAUACCUGAAUAUUUAAAUCAUAUUGAAGCAGCUUUAUAUUUAUGGGCUGCUACAUGGUAUGGUACAGCAGCAAAUGAUUCUUCUGGUUAUUAUGAAUCAAUAAUUCAUAUAGUUGAAACAGUUGCAGCAUUUGUUGAAUUAUUUGCAUCAUUCGGAUGGAUUAUGUCUUGGUAUCGAACAUAUACACGUACGAUUGGUCGUGGUUAUACAUUUGAUGAUCCCGAUACAGUAGCAUAUACAUUUACAACAUUAAGUUCAUUUAUCUAUAUAACCUAUAAUAUUCAAAUAUUACAAAAUCCAGAAGAUUAUGGUUUAAAUAACCUUUAUGUUAACGGUGAUAUUACUUAUUUUGUUGGUGCUGUUUUUUAUUUAUGGGCAAAUUUACGAGACGAUGGUUGGCUGUGGUGGAUGCCUGUUUCUGGACAAUAUGGAAUAGCAGCAGGAAGAAUACAAGCAGAAAAACCUAUUAUAGUAGGUUUACGUCAUUUAUUAAUCGGUGGACCUGAACCCAUUGCAAGAUGUUGUCGGCGAUGUUGUGAAAAUAAUUCAGACAGAGCAAAUAAUGUUGUAGUGCCUAUGAAUGAAAAGCAAAGUACAAAUGAUAAUAAUACUAAAGAUUCUACAAAUCGAAAUGAUCUAUCAAAUUUGAAAUGUUUCUCAUUAACAUGUUUUAUUCCAACUAAUGCAUAUGAUAAUCGAUUAAUACCUUUACUUCGUCGUAUGACAUAUUUGGAAAAAUUAACUCUAUAUAUUCGUCUUGUAGAUCGAUCUACAUUUGUUGAUGGUACUCAUCUACACAAUGAAAUUCUCAUGCAUAUGUCUCAACUUCAUAGAUUUAAUUUCUAUAUUAGUACUCAAAUUCCAAUUGAUGAUUCAGUUCAUCGUUUAUCAGAUGAUAAUAUAAACCAAACAUUUAAUAAUAUAGGUUAUUAUCAAACAUCUUGUAUUGUUGAUUAUUAUUGUUCAUUACAUGCAAUAUCUCAUGUUUUUUCACUUCCAUUUUUAUUUAAUCGUCUUGAAAUGAUUACCAAUAGAUUUUCAUCUAUAAUAUUUUCUCAUGUUACUUACUUGCAAGUGGUUGAUACAAUUCAAUUCAACUAUAGCUUUUUCAUUCGAAUUACUAAAGCUUUUCCAUUGUUGAAAUAUUUUACUAUUAUUAAUGUGAUGUCACCAUUAUGGAAUUUUGAGGAAUAUGAAGCUGAUUAUAUUCAAUCAAAUUCAAUUAUUAUAUUUCCUCAUCUUAUUUCACUUAAUAUGAAGAUUUUACAUGAAUAUUAUAUUGAACAGUUUUUACUUGAUACAAAAACUCAUAUACCACGUUUAAUCGAAUUGAAACUAUAUUAUGAAAGUUUGGAAAAUGUAACAGAGAAAUUUACAAGAAAUGCAACACGAAACAACUGUGCUAAUAAAACAACAACUAAUUAUUAUCAAUAUUUUACAAUUUUUAAAGAGUUAACUUGA